Molecule: messenger RNA, 507 nt
Organism: Caenorhabditis remanei
Lineage: Eukaryota; Metazoa; Nematoda; Chromadorea; Rhabditida; Rhabditidae
Exons: 4
Coding region: 1-507 (168 amino acids)
Source: RefSeq, a predicted model, not a curated record
AUGCAUCAACUGGAAACAACCAAAGAUCGUGUGCAAAUCGAAUUACCCUCUGAUUCUCUUUAUUUCAGCGAAUUCCUUGUGUCAGAAGCCGAACGACGACGUCGAGUGAAUCAUCUCGACACCGAAGUACACGAGCUCGGUUACGAUCCAUUCUCGUAUUGUGGUCGGAGGGUUCAUGUAUUGCUACUCACAAAAUUGAUUAGCGUAUUGACGAUACCCUUCUACAUAGCCAUUGUCAUCUUCAUUUCUUUUUUCGGAAACGCCACAUCGGUCAUGUUUUCUGUGAUAAUUCUAGGAUCCGUAGUUAUUUCCACGUGUUACGGUGCAUUUCGAGGAGCUAAGAUGUGUCUUAUUCCAUUUGUGAUAUUGCAACUCGUUUUUCUAAUCUAUGACUUGAUAUUAAUAGCUAUUCUGCUGCUGGCGGUGGUGUUCCCUCAUAUGUUCCUUUCGGCAUUGCUGAGGUUGCCCUUGGAAGACAUUCCAUUUGGAACAGAUCAAGGUGAGUAG